Molecule: messenger RNA, 1326 nt
Organism: Melanotaenia boesemani (Boeseman's rainbowfish)
Lineage: Eukaryota; Metazoa; Chordata; Actinopteri; Atheriniformes; Melanotaeniidae
Product: probable E3 ubiquitin-protein ligase DTX3
Exons: 3
Coding region: 91-687 (198 amino acids)
Biological process (GO): Notch signaling pathway; protein ubiquitination
Molecular function (GO): metal ion binding
Source: RefSeq, a predicted model, not a curated record
GUUUCCUUUUUGUGACGUCACCAAUGUUACAGAACUGUACGCGGUCCCGUCCAAACACGGAAAAGCAGCCGACAUUGUUGUCGGAAAACCAUGGAAAAUCCUCCGAGCAGCUACUCGCAUACAGAAAACACAGGAGAUUGCGCCAUCUGCUUGGACAAAAUACAGAAUAAGAAAACACUGACGUGCCUUCAUUCUUUUUGCUCUGAAUGUAUUGAUUCAGUUUUCAGCCUGAAGCCAGCCUGUCCGAUAUGCAACACCUUCCACGGAGUGUACACCGGGACCCAGCCGAAGGGCACCAUGACGGUGUCUCGCAGCUGGCAGGGUCUGCCAGGCUUCGAGCACUGUGGGUCCAUUACCAUUCAGUACAGUUUUCCAGCAGGGAUACAAGGGCCCGAGCACCCAAACCCUGGUGUGAGGUACAGCAGCACGUCUCGUACUGCCUUCCUGCCAGCCAGUGAAGAAGGAGAGAAGGUCCUGAGGCUGCUGAGGAAAGCUUUUGACAGGAGACUCACGUUUACGAUCGGUCGAUCUGCAACCACAGGUCUCAACAAUGUCAUCACCUGGAAUGACAUUCAUCACAAGACCAGCAUGGCAGGGGGUCAACAGUGUUUUGGCUAUCCAGAUCCAGAAUACUUAUUCAGAGUUCAAGAGGAGCUUCGUCUCAAAGGGGUGACAGACGAUGACUGAUGGGUGAAGACAUCUGACAUUUAAUAUCAUGUUUUCUUUCUUUCCCAGUGAGCUGUCUGAAUGGAUGUAGAAAUUCAGGAUCAUUGAAGGUUUUUUUCAGCUGUAAAUCUUAAACUCUUUGACUAUGUAAAGAUUAUCCUUUAAGCACAGUCAUCAUCUUAACAAAAACAUUAACUUGAAUACUUGGAUUUCUGCAAUGUUGCUAUGGUAUAUCCUGCAGCACGUUUCUGAAGUUGAUGCUUACAUCAGCCUGUUGUCUUCAUAGUUUGUUUCAAGGUUUAGUUUACACUGAUGAACACAUACUGUAAAAUACCGGGUAAUGGUUUGCAGAAAAGUGUCUGUUAUGAGACUUUGAUGAUAUUGUGUAUUUUGUUAUUUUAAAAAUAUCACAUUAAAAAUCCAUGAUGAAUAGAUCAUGUUAAGUAAUGCCUGUGCUACCAAAUCCUAUGCAAAGUGUAACUAAUGCAGGUGUAUUGCUAGUUUUGAGCUGAUUCUAUAAAUACUGCUAAAUUGUGCACAAAUACAUUUUAUGUAAAUUAAAAGUUUACAAAAAUGCAACAUGUACAAUAUGUAGUUUCUAUAAAAUAAUGGAAAUGAUGGUUAAAAUAUAGUAAAUAACUGAAUAAUAAAAUGAGAGUU